CUGGAAACUCCUCAUCCAGCAACAGCGUCUAUAAAGUCUGAAUGAGGCUCGGGCUUCAGUACUUCGGUCUCCUGCUCAGUGUGGUUUUUGUGUUCCACGUUUGAAGCUUUUUGGUCACCAUGAAUCUGUGGUUUAGCGUUCACUUCCUGUUAGCGGCGCUGCACCUGAGCAGCUCGGCUCCGACGCAUGAAGAGUGCAGCGCUUUGGUCUCGCAUCUGUCUCUGAGCGACCCCAGUGUGAUGUACGGCAGGCUGAACUUCAUCAUGGGCUACGCUGAUCAUGAAGCAUACAGCUCCAUCCUGAAAAUGACUGAAAGCUCCUGGAUCAAAAUCAGUCCGUCACCAGAUGAUGUGCAAAGUAUUUUAAUGUCUCAGGAGAACAGAAUAAAUGGAAGCUGUUCUGGCUCAACAACCAAAGUAACCAUCCAAGGCGACACUCUCUCUACAGACGUGUAUAACGUGACCUCGAGCUUCCACGUGCAUCGGACCGGUUCUGACUGCUUCAGCUUCAGCAUCAACAGCACGGCCAGAAACCUCGGCAAGCUGCUCCGCCUGAUGAAGCUGGACGGCCCGUUCCCAGAUGAGAUCACCAGCCGGGCCUUCUAUGUGUUCUCGAGAGAAACAACCGUGAAGGAUUCGGAUCUGGAAAAUUUCAAGAAGCAGGCGAGCUGCUUCGGCUUCACCAAAGAACCAGACUUCCACUUUGACCCGAAGAAAGAGUUCUGCGCUGAAGGCGAAGGCAUCCGGGUGGUUUUACCAUGAUGCAAUAAAAGUAAAGAAACAGUGACUCAA
Molecule: messenger RNA, 791 nt
Organism: Scomber scombrus (Atlantic mackerel)
Lineage: Eukaryota; Metazoa; Chordata; Actinopteri; Scombriformes; Scombridae
Exons: 6
Coding region: 120-761 (213 amino acids)
Source: RefSeq, a predicted model, not a curated record